Malaya genurostris is the source of this 2540-nucleotide messenger RNA. RefSeq names its product dipeptidyl peptidase 3-like. Gene Ontology annotation, biological process: proteolysis. Gene Ontology annotation, cellular component: cytoplasm. The transcript is spliced from 4 exons. Gene Ontology annotation, molecular function: dipeptidyl-peptidase activity; metalloexopeptidase activity. Bases 310 to 2487 code for a protein of 725 amino acids. NCBI's taxonomy places the organism in Eukaryota, Metazoa, Arthropoda, Insecta, Diptera, Culicidae. The record is from RefSeq and is a predicted model, not a curated record.
CACAACGUUAGAUCGCCCAUCAUCUGAAAUAUUGAUUCGGAAUUCAGUAUGAUUUUUAAGACUUUUGUUUCAGUGCGGAAUUACACAGCAACUUAAAAAUGCUGUCAAAAUAAGCCAAUCGCGAGCUGGCUCUGUAACGGAGACAGCUGAUCUUGUCUGUACUACAUUUAUUUUUAUUUGAUCGAGUCGAUUUAGUUAUUUUUUGUCAUAUCCUACGGCAAUCAAUUCAAAGUGAUAACCAAAGCAAAUCAGUUCUACACUAAGUAAUUCUCAGUGUUCCAAUUUAAUUGAUAAGAAACACCGUUGCAAAUGAUCAACAAAAAUCACCACGUUCUUCCAAACACCCAACCAAUCGCGGUGCUGGAAUGUGAAACCGCCUUUAAAUUACUAACCGAAAAAGAAAAAUUUUAUGCGCACUAUUUUAGUCAGGCAUCCUGGGCCGGCGGUUUAAUUUCUCUAGUACAAUCCAGCCCGGAGGCUCCCUUGAUCUUUUCAUUGCUACACCGUUUGUUGCUAGAGGAAUCUAUUGAGGAGCUAAAAGGGGCGGUAAUCGAGGCAGGACUUAGUGAGGAUGAAUUUACGGCUUUCCUUGUAUAUGUCUGUGGCUUCCUUUCUAAUGCUGGAAACUAUAAGGGUAUGGGAAAUAGUAAAAUUGUGCCCAAUUUGGAGGAGGAUAGGUUGGACCUGAUCAUUAAACAUUCUAAAGCAUUUAAAAAGAAUCCAGAAUCUAUAGAAGCCCUAUGGAAUAGUGUUAGAAGGCCAAUAUUUCUUUUGACAAACCGAACUAAAACGCUAGGACUGUGCAAUCAGGGUAUUUCAACAUAUUUCUCAUCAAACAUUACACGCCAAGAUACUGAAUUGAUAACCGAGUGGAUGAAGGAAAACAAAAUUGAGGCGUACAAUAGCCGUACGUUCAAGACGAUCGAGAAUGGCAAAAAUUUGUAUACCAUAAAGCUCGCUUCCGUUAAGACCGACGAGAAGGAAGGAUUGACGAAGUCUCCGGUUGAAUAUAAAGGAAACAUUUUUCAAAUCAUAAGGGGUGAUUAUAAUGAAGUGCUGCAGAUUGUGAAUCAUCAUCUGGAAGAGGCAUGCAUUUUUUCCGCAAAUGAUUAUCAAAAGAAUAUGAUUAAAAGUUAUAUCGAAAGUUUUACGGAAGGUAGUUUGGAGAGUCACAAAAAUGCUUCCCGCCAUUGGAUCAAAGACAAGGGACCGGUUGUUGAAACAUAUAUAGGCUUUGUGUUUACCUAUAGAGAUCCGGUGGGGCAACGUGCGGAGUUUACCGGAUUUGUCUCCAUGGUCAAUAAAGAAAUGUCAGACAAAUUCAAGCUGCUCGUUAAACAAGCGGAAAGUUCGAUAAAAACGCUACCGUGGGGGGAUGAAUACGAGAAGGAUACAUAUCUGCAACCAGAUUUUACUUCAUUGGACAUCCUGACCAUGUCUGGAUCAUGCUUACCAUGUGGGAUGAAUAUUCCCUCUUAUGAAGAAAUUCGGCAGGAUGAAGGCUUUAAGAAUGUUUCGUUAGGCAAUGUGCUAGCAAACAUAGACAAAAAAGAACCGAUUCCAUUUCUAUCAAUUGAGGAUGAGGCAUUAAUGAAACGAUACAAAGCAUCAUCAUUUACAGUGCAAGUGGGACUUCACGAGUUACUUGGACAUGGCAGCGGAAAAUUGUUGCGAAUUGAUGGAAAAGGAGAAUUUAACUUCGAUCAGAAAAAAGUUAAAAAUCUACUGGACGGAGGGCUCGUGAGUAAAUGGUACGAACCAGGUGAGACAUUCGACUCAAAAUUCGAAUCAGUGGGCAAAAGCUAUGAAGAAUGUCGCGCGGAAGCAGUUGGGUUAUAUCUCAGUUUAGAUCGCGAUAUCUUAGAAAUAUUCGGUCAUACAGAAGAACAAGAAGUCAAUGACAUCAUAUAUGUAAACUGGUUACUAGUUGUGUGGGCUGGAGUGGGAGUAGCUUUGGAAAUGUAUGAUCUAACACGUAGAACCUGGCUGCAAGCUCACAACCAGGCUCGGUUUGUCAUAAUGAAAGCAUUACUCGAAGCCGGCGAAGGCCUAGUCAGCGUAGAAGAAACAGAAUCUGGUCAAAAUCUCCUGCUCAAGCUUGACCGCAGCAAGAUCAAUACGGUUGGCAAAGAAGCAAUAAAACAACUGUUAAUAAAGCUCCAAUUUUACAAAUCAACGGGUGAUGUAGUGGGAGCGAGCAAGUUGUACGAUCACUAUUCGGAGGUGAACGAGACAGGUCCGCAUCCUUGGGCCAAGUGGAGAGAUAUUGUCUUGAAGCACAAACGACCUCGAUUGAUCAGCGUGCAAGCGAACACUGUGUUGGAUGACGAUGGCACCGUGCAGCUUAAGACAUAUGAAUCCACCUUCCAAGGCUACAUUCAGUCAUGGAUAGACCGGUUUCCAAAAAGUAACAUUGAUGAGGUGUUGGAACGAAUGUACGAAGGUGAUAAAAUUUAUUUUCAGGAACUAUAUCAGGAAGCAAAUUAAUUAUCUAGGUUUUGAAUUAAACAUUACAAACCAAGAAACGUUUCAAUAUUGAA